Messenger RNA from Neomonachus schauinslandi (Hawaiian monk seal), 1656 nucleotides. It is a transcript of the gene IGBP1, whose product is annotated as immunoglobulin binding protein 1. Gene Ontology annotation, cellular component: cytosol. Bases 316 to 1338 code for a protein of 340 amino acids. Gene Ontology annotation, biological process: regulation of dephosphorylation; regulation of signal transduction. Lineage: Eukaryota; Metazoa; Chordata; Mammalia; Carnivora; Phocidae. Gene Ontology annotation, molecular function: protein phosphatase 2A binding. The record is from RefSeq and is a predicted model, not a curated record. The transcript is spliced from 6 exons.
UUCCCAGCCCGGCGUCGGCGACGAGGAGCGACCCGCAAUAAAACAGCACGCAGGGCUGUGCCUGCUUGCUCGCUUGCUUGCAGCGGAUGCCUACUACUUGCGACAGGCAGCAGCCAGCCAAACUGAGUCUGUGGAAUCGGUUGCCAGGGUCGGCGAGCAGCGGCUCCCGGAAGUCCUUUGCCCCUUUGGUAACAAUGGAGCGACGGGACCAAUACGGCGCUCCUUCCGGUUUCGAUCCCGCCCGCCGCGCUCUCCUUUACCAAGUUUGCCUUUGACCCCGGAAGUGAGGUCUUCCGCCUUCCUCCCUCCCCCAAGAUGGCAACGGCUGAAGACGAGUUACUGCUGCCGCGGCUCCCCGAGCUGUUCGAAACCAGCAAACAGCUUCUAGACGAAGUGGAAGUAGCGACUGAACCCACCGGUUCCCGAGUGAUCCAGGAAAAGGUGGUCAAGGGACUAGACCUCCUUAAGAAGGCUGCCGAAAUGUUAUCGCAGCUCGAAUUGUUCAGCCGAAAUGAAGAUUUGGAAGAGAUUGCUUCCACCGACCUGAAGUACCUGAUGGUGCCAGCAUUUCAAGGAGCGCUCACCAUGAAACAAGUCAACCCCAGCAAGCGUCUAGAUCAUUUGCAGUGGGCUCGAGAACACUUUUUAAACUACUUAAUUCAGUGCCAGUACUAUCAUGUGGCAGAGUUUGAGCUGCCCAAAGCCAAGAACAACUCAACUGAUAACACUGCUAGUUCCUCCAUGGCCUAUCCUAGCCUCGCUGAUAUGGCAUCUCAAAGACAGGCUAAAAUAGAGAGAUACAAGCAGAAGAAGGAAUUGGAGCAUAGGUUGUCUGCACUGAAAUCUGCUGUGGAAAGUGGUCAAGCAGAUGAUGAGCGUGUUCGUGAAUAUUACCUCCUUCACCUUCGAAGGUGGAUUGGUAUCAGCUUGGAAGAGAUUGAGAGCAUUGACCAGGAGAUGAAGAUCCUGAGAGAAAAAGACUCCUCAACAGAGGCAUCAACUUCUCAUUCACCUCGUCAGGACAGGCCUCCAAUGAAACCCUUCGUUCUCACUCGGAAUGUGGCCCAAGCCAAAGUAUUUGGAGCUGGUUAUCCAAGUCUGGCAUCUAUGACGGUGAAUGACUGGUACGAUCAGCAUCGGAAAUACGGAGCAUUACCAGAUCAGGGCAUAGCCAAGACACCACCAGCAGAGCUCAAAAGAAGUACUCAGCAACAGGAAGAUCAGGAACAGAAGGAGGAGGAUGAGGAUGAUGAACAAACACUGCGCAGAGCUCGGGAGUGGGAUGACUGGAAGGACACCCAUCCUAGGGGCUAUGGCAACCGACAGAACAUGGGUUAGUCUUCCCACAACAAGACGGGACUCCAGGGGUCACAUCUUCCCUGCUGAGGAAAGCGGUGCCGUCUUCCCCUCCCUGAGCUGCUUCAGCUGUGUGCAACAAAGGCAAAGAUGCUCAAUCUCGCUUUGCAUUCAAUAAAGUGUCAAACAGUUAAGCGUGUAUUUGUACCCCAGGUAAUCUUGUUUUGGCAUUCUCCUCCUCGUGGUGUAUUCCAGUUUCUUAAGUGGAAAGAAAAAAGUACUGGGAAGUGGCUCUGUAUAAUCAGUGGCUGUAUGAAUUCUCUUUAAAAAAAAUAAUAAUAAUAAAAGUCCGUUCUGUUA